CAAACACACCCUACGUUUUUCCGUUAUUACCUCUCAAAUUAUCCACGAACAAGUCAAAGAUGAGGCGUAACAAAGAAUCCAAGAAGAAAACUCGCUCCUCAUCACCGCUCAGGGACCGAACCGGUGAUCCAACGAGCCUCGAAUCGAGGCGUUAUGGGUCUAACCCAUCAAGCCUCAGCCCCUCUGCGUCCCUUCUGGACCGUGACCUCAUCACUGGCGAAGCCAGUCUUCUCGGAGACCUAAAACUCUCUCCCGAUGACCUAGUUUCCGACUACAAUCCCCGGAGCUUUCCUCACAGUGUGAAGCAGCAAUGUUGGGAUAAGGCCGAGAAGAUUAAAGGAAGAGACCCAUCUCGGUGGCGACGAGAUGCUCUUGGUAACAUCGUUUUUCGAAAGCUUGUUGGCUGCCCCGGCUGUCUCUGUCAUGACUAUGAUCACAUUUUGCCUUACUCUAAGGGAGGAAAAAGCACACUGGAAAAUUGUCAGGUUUUGCAGGCAACUGUGAAUCGAUCAAAGGGAAACCGGACUGAAAUUUCAAGGGCAGAACUAAUACAGAAAAGCUCGUAUUGCCGGGUUUCAGGUCGAGACAUGGAUCUUCUUGAACUAUCUGCCUAUGGCAAUGUACAUCGUGGACAAGACUCGGGAGGCUGUAGAAUUCAAUGACUAAUUGAGUUAUUAUACUAUAACCUGUAGUAUAAUUGAUUCCAGUGUGAGACGUGGAAACUUAACAAAAAAAACAGAAAACAAAAAGAUUGAAAUGAAAAAAGUAGGGAAUUUCUCCCUUGUUCUUAUUUCAUUAGUUUAUAGAUCGAGCACGUGUAUGUAUCGUUUUUGCGAACAAGCUCAUUGGUUGCAUAUAGUAUCAUGUAGAAGCAUUGCUUUUAUGCCUUCAUGUCUGAUUUGAUGUGUGUAGAACCUAUGAUUGAAGGGUUACAGUUCAAAAGAAAGUAUUAUCAUAUUGGAAAUGAAAGAAGUUAA
Molecule: messenger RNA, 977 nt
Organism: Benincasa hispida (wax gourd)
Lineage: Eukaryota; Viridiplantae; Streptophyta; Magnoliopsida; Cucurbitales; Cucurbitaceae
Product: HNH endonuclease
Molecular function (GO): nucleic acid binding; endonuclease activity; zinc ion binding
Source: RefSeq, a predicted model, not a curated record